GUGUGUGAGUGUGUGUCUGUGUUUUUUUUUUUUUUUACCUCCCCAAUGACGGUCGACGGUGAAUCUUUGAGAGCAGCCAGCUCAAAAAAGUCCGCGGGGAAGUUCCCUAGGAAAUCCCCUAAGACAGUUCGGGGGUAUUAUACUCGACACGGAUGAGCCAAAGCUUCGACACACUUUACCUCGGUGCAUUUCUAAAGACAUACGGCCAGAGCAGAGACGUCAAAUGCUGGAUUAUUAAGAAAAACAACACACAACUGACUGAUCCUUGUGUCAAAUCUAUACGAUGUCUGCAAUGGAUAACGACAGUAUAAACACGGAUAACAACAUGCUGAAGGACAAGAUCCGGAGUUACAGCACGCUGAAUUCUCUGUAUCAUGAGACGCGACAGGAAAUCGACCUUCUGAACAAACAGAUUUACGUAAAGGACAAUAUCAUCGCAGAUUUAAAGGCGAGGCUGGGGAGAUACGAGAGAAUAUACAUGACGGUGGGAGAUAACGAGUCUGUGGUCGUCGGGCCGUCCAAGUCUUUGCUGGAGAGUCUGUGCAAAGAAAUAUGCAAACUGAAACAGAAGAGGAACGAUGUGGAGUUCAAGGCUUCUCGACAGGCAGAGGAGAUCCAGAGGCUGACGGUGCAGCUCAGAGAGAAGGAGCUGGAGCUAGAGACCAUCAGGUGUCAGCCGGACCACGAGAAGGACCAGGAGAUCCAGAGGCUGCGGUCCGCCCUGGAGGAGAGGGAGCGGUCCGAGGCCACCAGAGCCGUACUUUGCACAUCCCUGGCGGAGGAGGCCGACCAGCUGCGCAGCCAGCUCGGAGCGACGGUGAAAGUGUGCCAGGAGCUGCUGGCCAGGCUGGAGAAGGAGAAGGGGGGAGAAGACCUGGAGGUUGUGCUUCAGCAGCAAAAGUCUAAGGAGACGACAGAGUCCUCUGACAUGAUUAGUGUCAACACCCAAAUCCGUAAACUUCAGGAGGAGAAUCAACAGCUAAAGCAGCGAGUGGCAUAUGUACAGGGUCUGAAUUCUCAGUGGCAGAAGUAUGACUCCAGCAGGGAGGACUAUAUCAGAGGUUUAUGUCAGAGGCUAAAGGAGACCACUGGGCAGGGCUUGAUGCCUGGGUUGGGCUCUGUAAGCACCGGGUUGCUUCAUCAUGAGAUUUCCAGGCUCAACGGCUUACUGGAGGAGAAGAUGAGCGAGUGUGAGCAUCUGGGAAGAGAAGUGGAGGAGAUGAGGAGGCAAGACCGAGAGCGCAUACAGACUCUCGAGCAGCAGGUCCUCAUCUACACAGAGGACUUUAAGUCGGAGCGUGCCGACAGAGAGCGAGCGCAGGGCCAGAUCGAAGACCUGAAGGAGCAGGUUAAUCAGUUAAAACGGCAGCUACACAAACAGGGAGCCAGCAGAGAGAACCGAGAAGUGGUUCCCAUGUGUCGUGUGCACAUAGGACACAGGAUCUCCUCAAGGCGACAUAAUGACUCUUCAGAGCCUCUAUUGAGGACGGCUGCUGAGAUGCAGCAGCAGCCUGCAGCUGCAUCAGUAACAACACCGAACCCUGCCUGGAACGAGUGCCCAGGCCUGUCGGAGUUACAGUGCCCACGGUGCCUCGCCACGUUCAACGACAGGGACGCUGCAGAGUACCUGAACCAUUGUGAAGAGUGUGCCAAACUAUAAACGGAACAACACUCAUUUGGAAAAGACAGUUAUCUCUCACUGACAGUAACUGAACACUGAAGAGCAGCACUACACGGCAGAAACUAACCUGAGUGGAGUUUCCAAUUCGGAGAGAAUUGACGACAAAUGAAACGACUGACUUAAGAUGUUUGUACAUAGUGAAGCAAAACUGUACAACCCAAAGUUCCCCUGUUGCAAGAGAAAUUAGUUCAUCAGGCUUUUCUAAAUCUGUAAUAUCCAGUGUCGCGUUCUUCGUGUUCUCCCGUGGCAAUGCAGGAGGUGAUUGUGGUGGGGGAAUGGAUGUCAAUGCAAUAUAUCAAAUAUCAAAUACCUCAAUGUGUCAAAUUACAAACCUGUUGCACUUUCUUGACAUUUAGCCAAAAAAAUAAUAAUCGUAGGGAUCGUACGAUUUUUUUUAUUUUUUAAAGAGAUUCAUGAUGCAUAAGCUUCUUGUUUUGGGUCUAGACAUCUUGUUGACAAUGUGGUGCUACUAGUUGUUUCAUGAUUAUGAUUGAACUUUACAUAUUUCUGUUCUGUAAAUUAUAUAUUCUUAAUAACAGAUUUAAAAUAUAUAUAACUAUUCUAUUAAUAUUUAUUCUCUUUGCAUAAAUAAUUGGAAAAAGGCAAAUGUUUUGUUGCCUUUUUUCCAUUAAAGCCAAGAAAUAUUUCUGGCAAACUUUUGGGAUCAAAAAAAAUGUUUGAGAUCCACCUUUUGAAACUGUACUUAAAGAUGGCAUCCCAACUGACAAUAUGCUUAUUUUUGGAGAUCUGGUGCUGUGUUUCUUUUCAUGAGCUGGCACAUUAUUUUUGUAAUAAAAGACUGUUUACCCAUA
Messenger RNA from Dicentrarchus labrax (European seabass), 2493 nucleotides. RefSeq names its product TNFAIP3 interacting protein 2 (gene tnip2). Gene Ontology annotation, molecular function: K63-linked polyubiquitin modification-dependent protein binding. The transcript has 6 exons. Gene Ontology annotation, biological process: regulation of transcription by RNA polymerase II; cellular response to lipopolysaccharide. NCBI's taxonomy places the organism in Eukaryota, Metazoa, Chordata, Actinopteri, Moronidae. The coding region runs from base 284 to 1660 and encodes 458 amino acids. The record is from RefSeq and is a predicted model, not a curated record.